This is a messenger RNA of Alligator sinensis (Chinese alligator), 2956 nucleotides long. RefSeq names its product glutamate dehydrogenase 1 (gene GLUD1). Gene Ontology annotation, cellular component: mitochondrion. Bases 1 to 1668 code for a protein of 555 amino acids. Gene Ontology annotation, molecular function: L-glutamate dehydrogenase (NAD+) activity. Gene Ontology annotation, biological process: L-glutamate catabolic process. NCBI's taxonomy places the organism in Eukaryota, Metazoa, Chordata, Crocodylia, Alligatoridae. The transcript has 14 exons. The record is from RefSeq and is a predicted model, not a curated record.
AUGUACUGGCACUACAGGAAGACAGUAGAAGAUGACAAGGAAGAGAUGGUGGAUAUCAUACAGAAGAAAGGGAACUGGUAUAGACUGAUCAGAGGAAGUUCCCUCAAAGAGAGCAAUGACAAUGGCGACAACAAAUACAAUGACAAGCGGCGCUACAGCGAGGCGGAGCGGGAGGACGACCCCAACUUCUUCAAGAUGGUGGAGGGCUUCUUCGACCGCGGCGCCGGCAUCGUGGAGGACCAGCUCGUGGAGGGGCUGCGCACGCGGGAGAGCCUGGAGGAGCGCCGCCACCGCGUCCGCGGCAUCCUGCGCAUCAUCAAGCCCUGCAACCACGUGCUCAGCGUCUCCUUCCCUAUCAAGCGUGACAACGGCGAGUGGGAGGUGGUCGAGGGCUACCGGGCGCAGCACAGCCAGCACCGCACCCCCUGCAAGGGAGGUAUUCGUUACAGCAUGGAUGUUAGUGUGGAUGAAGUGAAAGCUUUGGCAUCUCUAAUGACAUACAAAUGUGCUGUGGUUGAUGUGCCAUUUGGCGGAGCAAAAGCUGGUGUUAAGAUCAAUCCUAAAAACUAUACAGACAAUGAGUUGGAAAAAAUCACAAGAAGAUUUACCAUGGAGUUAGCAAAGAAGGGAUUUAUUGGACCUGGUAUUGAUGUACCUGCUCCAGAUAUGAGCACAGGGGAGAGGGAGAUGUCCUGGAUUGCAGAUACCUAUGCCAAUACUAUAGGACACUAUGAUAUUAAUGCUCAUGCUUGUGUCACUGGUAAACCCAUCAGCCAAGGUGGUAUCCAUGGGCGCAUCUCUGCCACUGGCCGUGGUCUCUUUCAUGGAAUUGAAAAUUUUAUCAAUGAAGCAUCAUACAUGAGCAUUUUGGGAAUGACUCCAGGGUUUGGGGAUAAGACAUUUGCUGUUCAGGGAUUUGGUAACGUGGGAUUACAUUCUAUGAGGUAUUUGCAUCGUUUUGGAGCUAAAUGUGUUGCUGUUGGAGAGCAUGAGGGAGCUAUCUGGAAUCCUGAUGGCCUAGACCCAAAGGAACUAGAAGAUUUCAAAUUGCAACAUGGAACAAUCAUUGGCUUCCCGAAAGCACAACCACUUGAAGGCAGCAUCUUGGAAGCAGACUGUGACAUUCUCAUCCCUGCUGCCAGUGAGAAACAGUUGACUAAAGCCAAUGCUCACAAGGUCAAAGCAAAAAUAAUUGCUGAAGGUGCCAACGGACCUACAACCCCUGCAGCUGAUAAAGUCUUCUUGGAGAGGAAUAUAAUGGUCAUUCCUGAUCUUUACUUAAAUGCUGGUGGUGUAACAGUGUCCUACUUUGAGUGGCUGAAAAAUUUGAACCAUGUCAGUUAUGGACGUUUGACUUUUAAGUAUGAAAGGGAUUCGAACUACCAUUUGCUUAUGUCUGUUCAAGAAAGUUUAGAAAGAAAGUUUGGGAAACAUGGAGGAACUAUUCCAGUUGUGCCUACAGCAGAAUUCCAAGAUAGAAUAUCAGGUGCAUCUGAGAAAGACAUUGUUCACUCUGGAUUGGCCUACACCAUGGAGCGUUCUGCCAGGCAAAUCAUGCGCACUGCCAUGAAGUACAACCUGGGUCUGGACCUGAGAACAGCUGCUUACGUCAAUGCAAUUGAAAAAGUUUUCAGGGUGUACAAUGAGGCUGGUCUGACCUUUACAUAAAUGGGUUAUUACCUACCCUUUAUUGAUACCUUGUUCUCCUGCCGUUAUGUACCCUCUUCUUGAAAAAGCUUAUCACAAGUUUACAUGUAACCAUAACUGUUCCCCCUUUCCUCUGAAAUUAGAGUGGAUUCUCAAUUAGUUUCAGUCCAAUCUAGUUUUUAAUAAAGAAAAAUCCAUGAAUUAGGGUGUAUACAAAUAUGUAUCAAAAGAUAACCACUUCAUCUGCACUUGUGGGGGCCAUUCUGGGUAUUUCACCUUGAAAACAAAAAGGUACAUUUAAUGUACAGAUUAGUGGUCUUGGUGCAUGGGCCACCUAUCACAUCCUGUACUAGAUGAGCAAUUGGCUCACUACUACUUUGUGCACUUUUGUUUAAUGAUAUAAUUUUGGCUUUGGCACUUUUAUAAGGCCUUAUAUAAAUAAUGCUGUGGCAUUGUUUAAGGCAGAAUAGGCCUCCUGCAGGGAGUAACUUUAAUAGGAGUCUCUAAUUUUUACUUGUAGCAUAGCUUCAAACCUGUUUCUCUUUUGGCAAUGUUUGUUUUCUUUUUUAUAAACUGUGCUGCUCUUAUAGGACUGCUUUCAAUUGCUUGCUCAGCCUGAACUUGACUCAAGCACCAUAAUAUAGAGAUAAGUGACAGGAGCUGGUAUUUUUAUAAGCUGAAGUAGUAUAAUUGUGUGCGGACAUCAGGCCAACUCUGUUCUGAUAAUGUUUUAAUUAAGUCACUUUACCUAACCUUUCAGUUGCUAGGGGUUUUUUGAGAAUUACUGAAUAUGAUAAGUAUAAUCAUAAACAUGUAGUCCAAAGAACUUUAAACCUUUUCAAAUUCUUUUCAGUGUUCUCAUCUUGAGAGGCUUUCUAAACAUUAGUUAUAUGGCCUCUGUGAACAACUUAAGUGGAUUGUAACCCAGAAACAGGUGGCCCAACUACUACAAAAGAGCAAGACUGCUGCUAUAAAGUUUAGCUGGUGUCUUAAUACACCCUGACUUGUGAUCUUCUUUUUCUCUUCAUUUGGAGGUCUUGCAUAUUCUGAACACUCAAGUACAACUAAGUGAACCUUAAAACAGUAUUGGAUCAAACUUAGUUUUUUGAGGUUUUUGUCAAGGCCUUUGUCCAGUGGAGUCCCAUCAAAGUGCCAGAUGUUAUUUAUGUCAUGAAUAUGAAUGUUUUUUUUUAAAGAAACAAACUAGUCCCUUCCAGAAACUCAUGCUUUUUUUCUAACUACUUUGUAACUGCAUGACAUAACGUGGUGAGAAGAGCAGUUAUUAAAAAAUUGACCUUUGCAAACCUAC